CAAUCCAAAGGUACAUCGCCCGUCCUGCCUUUGGAACCGCCGUACUGACGGCGAAUGGAGCACGUACCCUGUAAUUAGUGCAUACGGACUAUCGGAACAGUUCCCGCCAUCGUACUCCCCAGAGUUGAUGAACAGAACCAUCUCGAUUAUUCCUAUGGACAGAAAAGAUUGUCAAGCUGAUGGCGGUAGUGAUUUGAUUCGCUGCCACAAUGAAGUCAACAUGGUGCCGCGACUUUGUUCGUUGGACUACGGAGCCCCGGUGACUAAUUCAAGAUAUGAAGAAGAGGAUCCCAAUUACAUCUACGGCAUAGUAUCAUCGCUUAGUAAGGAUUGUGGAUCUAGCUUAGUAGUGACGGACGUUACGCCACACAUCCACUGGAUUGAAUCGAUCAUCAUCCGGCGACGACACGAAAUGCUCAUAUUUUCAGACUAGACGAAAAAAUCAACAAAUAUACUAGGAAACGAACAUAGCAGGCACAGAAAACACUCGCUGGUUUUGUUUCUCGCUGGUACCCCGUAACAUAACAGUUUGAUUAGCCUACUAAGUGCUGUGCUAUUAUUACCAACGUAUAUUUGUUUCAUUUUGGGUUAGCGUGGGUCAUAGGUUUGGUUGAAGAUACGUGUUCUCGCAAUCACGAUGCUCUCACUAAAACAUGUCCAACAUCCAGUUUAAU
Messenger RNA from Anopheles bellator, 674 nucleotides. RefSeq lists its product as uncharacterized. NCBI's taxonomy places the organism in Eukaryota, Metazoa, Arthropoda, Insecta, Diptera, Culicidae. The coding region runs from base 128 to 433 and encodes 101 amino acids. The transcript has 2 exons. The record is from RefSeq and is a predicted model, not a curated record.